This is a messenger RNA of Folsomia candida, 3158 nucleotides long. RefSeq lists its product as uncharacterized. Bases 1251 to 1742 code for a protein of 163 amino acids. The record is from RefSeq and is a predicted model, not a curated record. NCBI's taxonomy places the organism in Eukaryota, Metazoa, Arthropoda, Collembola, Entomobryomorpha, Isotomidae. The transcript is spliced from 3 exons.
ACUCGUUCCUUGCUUGAUUUCAGUCGAGAGGGAGGCUUCACUCCGUCAGGAGAUACUUGUUAUCAUAGUUCGCUUAACUCACUCAUUUCAUGCCGUGUGUUACGUAACUAACUGGCCAGAAAAGCAUCACAUUUAGUCCGGAUUUUCGUCAAAAUAUUAAAUAUUUUCCCCCACCGACUUUCUCUUUCUGAGAAAAAUUCAUUCUGGAGAAAGCAGCAGCAGCGACCAAAGUAAUAAUAACGGGAUAAACGGAAGCAGUAUCAAAUUUCCGGAAAUCUUGAGUCAACCGUGUCUGUCUACUUCAUCCUUGUUUGUAGUUUUGCAUACGUAAUGCGAUAUUGAGGUGGAGAAAGAGCAGAGAAAGCCGAGGAGAAAGUGGGCUUAGCAGGGAAAGUGUUGCCGUGAGAGAGUUGGGCAUAGCUGGCUGGCUGGCUGGGUGUUGUAAUAAAGAGAAAGUGCGAGUGAUUUUAUUAUAGGAGAAAGUACAACCAAAGACGAGGACGAUGACGGUGUGAGCAGAUCGAUAUCAUCUCGUGCUCCCAAAAAACAUAACUUGCACCACCAGCAGCAGAGUUCUUCUUCUUCCUCUUUUUCUUCUCAGUAAUAAUAAUAGUAACGCAACAGGCUUCACCACCACAGACACCACGGCCACGAUUCGGUAUCAGCAUAUCAGCACUCCCAACAAGUAAUAAGUAGCAGGCACACAGUUACUUUCUUUGCAUGUCGAGAGGAGCAGAAUUAUUAUUCUAAUCGACGAGGAGGAGGAGGAGGCGGAGGAAGAGAGACAAGUAAUCGUCGAGUGUGUGAUUAGCAAUACCGAUAAAUUUUACAAAACUCGAAUGCCUGCGUGUACCUGAAGUUUCGUUGUUUCUGGGCCCAAUCAAUUCCAUUCCUACUACACAAAUAUUCAAAAUAAUGUGGAUUACAAAGUAACAAAGUUCCUUGGACUAAUAUACAUUUUAUCGCUAGGAUUAUCUAUCGCGUGUCGUGGUGGUGUUUUAUUUUGCCUGGUGGACAGACUGUUUAUUAUUUUGCCUAAUUUUUUCCUGGGUUUUCUCAUACCCGAUAAGAAGAGGCAAGGCUGAGUUGUGUUGUCUCUCUAAAUUUAAUCAAGGGUCAGAAAAUGUGCCUUUCCAUCUUAAUUUAACCUUAUUGCAUACACCUUUUGUUCCAUUGAGAAGAGAAGCCUCUUCGUAUUUUCUGUGCCCAAUUUCGGAUUUUUUUGUCACACGAGGAAGUGCAAUAAGAAGAUGCCUCGAGACGAGGAGAAAGCACCCGCAAUUCCGCAACAGCAACAACAGCAGAAUAAAGCUCCUCUCAGCAAGAUCUUGCUUGUUUGUAUGAUAAGUUAUGUGGGUUAUCUUCUCCUGGGAGCGUGGUGUUACUACGUGGAGCAACGGCAUGAGGAGGAAUUUCACAAUCAAAAAUCUCAAGAUGCAGAUUGGGCGGAGAAAGGACUCGUUCUCGAGUUACGUGUCGCCACGAGUCUCAUGAUCUUUUCUGCUAUCAGGAUUUUCCUCCUUUUCAUCUUCAUCCUCGAAAAGGUUGCCGACUUGGAGACGGUAUCCAUAAUUUGGUUAUCCAUCUCGACCCUUCUCAUGAUGGCUGCCUAUUUCACGGCGUGUCUAAACUUGGACGUCUUCAUUCACAUCCAUCCCUUCUUCAUUACUCUCUUCUUCGUCUCCAUAGGCCUGGAUUUCCUCGGCAACGUGCUCGUCAUCGUUCGACACAAUAACUUUUAAAGGGUCGAAACCCUCAUGUCUUUCUCAACCUAGAAGAACAAGUACCAAAAAACUAAAACUAAUAAUAAGAGUGCCACAACCUUAUCACACAACCAAAAACCAAAACCACGAGACUAACCAAAAAACCAACCAAUAUCGAUAACCCAUUAGACUGUCUUUAAAUACAAAAAAUAUACUAAAAUUCAUCCCGAGAUAUACAAAUUAGCGGAGGACUCGAUAAGUCAUGAUCAAAAUGGUUAAAAUCAGCACAUUUUAAAUCAUUCUCGCCUCUAGGAAUUUAUUUUAAAAUUCUGAAAAACAAAUUUGUACUCAAUAAGUUGAUUCAUAAGAUGACACCGAGUUUUUAAUGAGUUCUAAUUUUCUGAAAGCUUCGUAAACUUGAGAUCUCCUCCUUCAAAAGCUGUCAAAAUCUAAGUACACAUUUUUAAAAAAUUGGCAAAUCCCUCUUCUAAAAAUUCAUGUUUCAGAAUUUUAAAAUAAAUUCCCAGAGCCGAAAAAUGAUUAAAAAUGUACAUAAAAUUUUGACCAUUUUGGCCAUGAGUCAUCCAAUCCUAAUUCGCCACCCUCAAAACAAUAUCAUUACAUUACUUACUUACUUAUACGAAAAGAGAGCGAGUUAUUAUUCAGGACGAGCGAGUCUGCUAAUUCACCAAUUAAUCAAUACCUUACGUAUUUUAUUGAUUACUCGCAUGCCUCAUGGUGGUGAUGGGUGGGUAUAAAAGUAAAUAAUGUGUUCAUAAUCAUCAACUGUAGUUACAUAAAUAUGCAAAACCAAAACCAAAGUAUAUCAGACAGAGUAUUAAUUAUCCUACAAAAACAUUAGCGUUAGUAACGCCGCCGCCGACGCCGCCGCAAAAAUCGUAAUCGUAAUCGUACACCUGUGUGACUUCUUGCCAAAAUAUGAUGCAACCAAAUUAUCAAUUAUCAUGCAAUUAACCGUUAAUAUUCUUAGGAUUAGAGACAUAUGUAAAUGUAAACCAAACCAACGAAACUCAUAUUUAUUCAACCAAACAAACCAAUACAAACAACAAAACUCAUCAUGUUCAAUAAAAAAAAUUAGUGUGUAGUGAGUCAAUUAGUGCCGGACCGGAGAGAGAUAAAUAUGUAUAAUGUUAAAAUAGAGAAUUAUGUAAAUAUGUAAUAUGUAAAUUAAAUAGUUAGUGAUAGAUAAAUGUAUUAUUAUUAUUAUUUAUGUUAAUCAAUACUCGGUUAGUGAGAUAGUGCAAUUUUCAAGUUUUAUAUAGAAUUUACCAUCCAGCAUGGCCACGAUACAUAUUUAGAGAAGCAUAUUUAUAGUUAGUUGGAUAUACCGAAAAAAGUAUACUAUUCCUAUACACAGCACACGCAAUAUGUAAAUGUUAACCCGACCGGUAAAUGUAAGGACAAUAAAGUACCUUUUUUCCUAGAAAAUAAUAA